UUGCAUCCUCUGUGCAGCAUUUCUGAACAUGCCUUAAUUUCUUGUGAGGAAAUUCGGUAGAUUGCUGGUGUACUUUUCAGCACUUUAAACAUUCAGCAACUUUUAUGGAGAAUACUGAUCGUCAUCAGUUUGAGGCCAGCAGAGAGCUGGAAGACCAGUGCCAGCAGGCCAAGGGAGACGGUCAGAAGAAGCUUCAUUCUCCAAUGUUCAGUGGUUCUCUCCUUCUGACAAUCGGUCUGUGUUUUAAAGAGGUUUGCGCAGCGCAUUUGGAGGAAUCUUUUUAUGCUACCCCAUUUGAUGUUACCAGUGGGUUACCUACAGAAUUAUGC
Messenger RNA from Geodia barretti, 329 nucleotides. Lineage: Eukaryota; Metazoa; Porifera; Demospongiae; Tetractinellida; Geodiidae. The record is from the annotation of a GenBank genome assembly.